Molecule: messenger RNA, 4456 nt
Organism: Notolabrus celidotus (New Zealand spotty)
Lineage: Eukaryota; Metazoa; Chordata; Actinopteri; Labriformes; Labridae
Product: cytospin-A
Exons: 12
Coding region: 627-2453 (608 amino acids)
Molecular function (GO): protein binding
Source: RefSeq, a predicted model, not a curated record
UGCAAGAACUGAAUCUGUCAGAUGCAGUGACCAAACACUCACCGUGAAAUUUAAGGACAUUUCAUCUUAUCUCUUGAAGCAUGCAAGAGAAGUUCAACAAGCAUUUGAGACUGGAUCUUUUUGACAUAGUAAGUCAAUGGGUUAUCUGAGGGUUUAUAAAAUGCCAAGAGAUAAGUUAAGUAAGGCCAGAGCACAUUCCCCGAGGAAACUGUUCUCUCUUGUACAGCCUAACUGCGCCCUCCAAUGGACACACCCCGCACUCAUCGUCUUCACGGAUGUAGGACGCACGGAGUUUUCUCGCCCUAAACUGGAUUAAAAUCAGGUUUUGCCUCCUUUUGAGAAAUCCCCAUUUAAGAAUGUUUCCUCGGAUUGACUUUGCUUCAAGGAGACACCGCUGCAGUCUUCCGUGUGCUGUUCCCUCUGCUGUCUGUGCACACAGCGGGUCAGUGCGCUCUGCUGAGCAGCUCUGAAAGACGCGACGCGUGGAGGAGAGUUCAACACACUCAGAACAAAAGGAUCUGGGGUUUAUUCCUUCGAUUUGAGGUGCCACUCUGGUCUGAGCUGAGGGAAAGAGCAACAAGCACCUGCAGGGACCCCUCAGUGGUCCAAACCCCCAUUACUGCAGAAUGGGAAACUUUUCGAGCAAGGACGGCCAUGGACCCACAGGAGCUCAUGGGGAAAGUUUCCACACCCCUCCUGCUUCCCCACAAAGUGAUGAGCCUGCCUCCAUACCUGGUGUCCCCCAGCUUUUUCACCCUGCUCCACCUCAACCCUCCCCUGCAGCCCCAUCCACAUCACCACCUCCAGUCCCAGGUCUCACACCCAGCGCAAAGAAAACACAGUCCAGCACCAACCCUACCACUACCUGUGCCCGUCCCGAAUGGAGGCCUUAUCCACCACUCAGCUCACAAAGCACCACUCUUGGUAGCUCUGGAGUUAACCAACAGCACAACAAUCCAGGAACUACUGCUUUUAAAAGAGAAGCUUCUUUUGGCAGGAAUGGGGGUCCUCCUACCUCCACCCCUCGAACCCCAAUCUCCCAGGGGAAGACUAUGACUGUCAGCCCCACAAGGACUCCCUCUUCUGUGUGUAGUGCCUCACCUGUGGUGGGCAGCUCUUCAGGGAGUAGCUGGAGAGAAAGGGACAGUGGUAUCAGUCAGUCUUUACUGCCUGCUCAUGAAGCUGCAGACAGCCAGGGGGAGGAACUGGAGAGACUUCUGGAGGAGUGUAGGAAAGCUCUUGGUGUCACUGCCAGUAAGGAUGGAGCCUCAAACACAACAGAAAUACUAAAGUGUCUGCUGACAGAGGUGAAGAGUCUGAAGAGUACAUUACAGACAGAGCGUGGGGAAUGGCUGCAGUUUCAGUCCGACCUACAGGUGGCAGUGUCAGUGGCAGAUCGUCUGAGAGCCGAGGCAGAAGAGGAGCUCACAGCCCUCCGAACGGUGCACAAAGAUGUAGAGAGGGAGCUGGCAGCUGCCCAGCAGAGACUGAAGGAGGCUGAUAUCCAACUGGUCACCCUAAGAGGGGAGUUGAAGGAGAGUAGGCAGAGACUGACUAAUCUCACACCGGGUCCAGGUCAGGAACCAGAGAGGCCAAAUAGACCAACCAAUGAACCAGCAAAAAGCCCCGAAAACAAAGAAGUGACCCAGAUGGGCAGGGAGCGAGGAGUUCAUAAGUUGGGGCAAGAAGAGAUGGAGAGUAAGUGUCUGAAUGAAGUGACCAAGAAUGUUGUCAGCAAGGAGGUCAGAAAGGACUGUAAUAAUGUGACUAAGCGCUACCUGAAAAAUGUGACCAGUGAGGAUCGGACUGGAGAGGCAGUGAGAUCCAGCGAGACACAAAGGAUGGUAACCACAGAGAGGUCAAGGAGUCUCUCCAGAUUACCUGCUUCCCCAGACUCCCCCACCGUGCAGAAUGGAACCUCCCAGACCAAUACCGUCUCAACAUUUGUACCUACAAACAAGAACACUGGGCCACUAAGAGGCAGGAGGAGUCUUGAUUGGCAGGACAGCAGGACAAGCACUGACACAGGAAAGCGAGAGGAAACUCUGAACAAGUACAACUCAAGCCUCACAGAGCUGCCUCCCACCAAGUCCCAGGAUGGCUUUAACAUGCUGCUGCGUCGCCAUGGAGGUUCUAAGAGAAACUCGCUGCUCCGCUGGUGUCAGAGCCAAACACAAGGCUACAAGAAUAUCGAUAUCACCAACUUCAGCAGCAGCUGGGCUGAUGGCCUGGCCUUCUGUGCUGUGUACCAUACCUACCUCCCUUCACACAUACCGUACACUACUCUGACCCCAGAGAACAAGAGGGAGAAUCUCAGUCUGGCAUUCAAGACAGGAGAGAGUGUUGGAAUCACACAGACUCUAACAGUAGAGGAGAUGCUGCGUGCAGGAGGUCCUGACUGGCAAAGGGUGCUGAACUAUGUGGAGAGCAUAUACCGUCACUUUGAGAUGUGACUGCUGGAGGUGCAGACUGAUCAUGGAGCAGUGGAACCUAACUGAAGCCUAACAGGAAACAAUCAAAGAUGUUUAAAAGUGAUGUCCUUGAAAAUAUGUUAUAGAUCUACUCGGAAACUAAAUAUUUUUAAAUUGCCAGGGUAACUUAAAAACAACAAUUUUAAUAAUAAAUAGAUUCCCUAAGCAAAGAACAUACAGACAGUUCUAUGCCAAUAGUUAAGGUGCCGUGUCCACUGUAUGCUUCUUACAUGCCUUCAUUCAAAGGCAUUUCAACAAGAAACUGUAGAAACUGUUGAUAGAAGUCGUGUCGUAGCAUUAGCAGCAGCUCUAAACUCGGAAAUUGUACCUCUGAAAAUCUGAGUGUGAUAACUUUUCUCCCCUGUAAGGACCUCCGCCAUUGUUGUUAACAAAGUUGAUUUCAGAGGUCCCGCCCCUUCUUGAUUCUGAUUGGUCGGUGAUCAAGAAGUGACAUUGAUGAACGCGGCAGUGUUCCAAAAGUUGAACUGUUUUCAACUGAGAGCGCUGUGACAAAAAUCAGGCGACGAUGAGUGUUGAAAACGCUGAAUCACAUUGAGUUUGAUUAGAAAAUAGGUGCUGCAAGCACAAACAACGUCGGCAGUGGACACCGCAUCUAAAGUGUCUUUUUUAUACAUAUAUAUAUAUUUCAAAUUUGCCUACAAACAUUGGCUCUGGAAACAACAGUUAUAGAGUUUUCAUCAGUUUGUGUUUCGAAAAAUUCUCACAGUAUUUACUUGAUAGGAACUCCGCUGAGUAGCACUCUAGCAUCAAAAUAAAGCACACUAUUACAGACACUUAACUGCAUAGCUCCCCUCCUUUUGUUAAAGACAUAUUAUAAUUUAAUUUUCAAAUUAUAUUAACACUAAUUCCCAAAACAUAGAAAUGUCAGUUUGGUGUCGUUGAAUGAUUUUCCCUCUGCCAAGCUAUCUGUCAAACAACCACAAAACUAUCAGGUUUCAAAUUUGUUACCACCAGCUCCACAGAUAUAGUUUCAUUUCUUUGUUGUAUGUGCUUGUAUUUCUCUCAGAUAGUAACUUUCGGUUACUGACCAACUGAGAGGAAGAGGAUCAGUCGGCUUUUAAAGUUAUUUUCUCUGAUGGCUGAAGAGAGACAGGAAAUGUGGGGAGAAGAGAAUGGGGGAUGACCUGCAGCGACCUCUUUGCACAGGCCUAUUGUUACUGUACAUGGGGCGCACGCUUAAACUGCAAGGCCAACUGCCGCCCCGAUCAAUCAGCUUUUAAUACAAUAAGUUAGAUAGCUCAACAAAUAUAUGUUAAACAGUAACUUUUAAAAUACAGACAGUCAUAGAAAUUCAUAACAUCUCAAUCUUUAAUAAACACUCCUUUAAGGAAAGAGCAUGUGAAGGUAGAGUUACUGUGAACGUCUCCACACUGGUACUUCACUGACAGACUGUAUGUACUGUGUGCCAAUGUGUCCUUAAAUAAUCUGUGUGCACUCUUUAAACAGCACACUGCUUUUACUGCCAGCCUGCCAAUAUGUCUUGAAUUUCACCUUGGCUGUCAUGCUCUGCAAAGAUUCUACAUUUUUACGCUGUAAAUAUGCACUUUGUCAGCACUUUUUUGAUGUAAAAUAUGAUUCUGUACAGUACAGGUGUUACAGGGGCUUUUAGUCAAAAGCCGGCAGAUAGAUAUGUAAAGUUCAAACCUCUGUUUUUGAACAACAGGGACUGUGUGGCAAAGAUCAAAACCUCAACAUCAAUUUCAUAAGUGUGCCAUGGCUAUUCUGGUGUAUCUCAAAUAACCUACACCUCACUGAUGCACCAAUCAGCGCUCAUUCUGCCACGGUGCUGGGAAACUAAAUAAGAAGAACGGUUUGAUGAGUGUAAACUGCAAUUUAUUGCCAAAGUCCUACCUGCCAAAUAUUAAAACACUCUUUUUUUGUGGAAAUUCACCAUUGUAAACAUGUGUAUAUGUAACUAGUGUGAAAAAUGAUGCUUAAGAAAUAAAUUGUUAAUAUUGUGCAAA